AAGCACAUCAGCCUUAAAUUGCAUUUGCAUCUCCACUGAACCGAAAGCUCCGAUAAGCGAAAUGGAGGCUAACUUUAUCGCCGGCGAUCGGCCGACGGUGAUGGUGACGAACGACGAUGGAAUUGAUGCGCCGGGAUUGAGAGCUCUAGUUAGUGUGCUUGUUUCCACCAAUCGCUUUCACGUCCUCGUUUGUGCUCCUGACUCUGAAAAGUCAGCUGUUAGUCAUAGCAUUACCUGGCGUAAUGCCCUUUCUGUUAAGCAAGUUGACAUCAGCGGAGCAACAGCGUUUGCAGUUUCAGGAACUCCAGCAGACUGCACUUCCCUGGGAAUCUCUAAAGCUCUUUUCCCUUCAGUACCUGAUCUGGUUAUCAGUGGUGUUAAUAUGGGUGACAACUGCGGCUAUCACAUAGUAUACUCGGGUACAGUGGCUGGCGCUAGGGAGGCUUUCUUCAAUGGUAUUCCUGCUGUGUCUGUAUCAUAUAAUUGGGUUCGUGGAAAAAGCAAUGUUAAUGACUUCACACUGGCUGCUAAGGCUUGCGUACCCAUCAUCAGCGCUAUACUGGCUGAAAUAAAGACAAAACACUAUCCCCAAAAUUGCUUUCUCAAUAUUGAUGUGCCAACAGAUGUUGUCAAUCACAAGGGAUACCGUCUUACCAGACAAGGAAAAAGUUUUGUGAAAAUGGGAUGGAGGCAAGUUACUUCUGAAAGAGAAGGAGGAAACGUUUUGUCCACAAUGACUAUGGAGAUGAAUUCAUCAGAAAGUACAGAUGCUAGAGCCUUGAAAAAUGUACCAUUAGAUCAUCUACUGUUUAAGAGACGAGUUACAAGAAUUUUAGUGGAGAAUGGUGAUACAGACUACUGUUCUCUCCAAGAAGGAUACAUUACUGUCACACCCCUUGGCGGCUUGUCUCCAGCAGAGCCAGAUGCUGUUUCAUUCUUUCAGAAUUGGCUGCCCAGUGUUGUUGAUCAUUACCCUUCCUCUGCUUUGUAGUUCUGUUAUCAUUGAACAAUUUGCCAGAUGAAAAGUUUUAGAGAUGAAAUGUUUCCUCAACAACAACAAAAAAAGUUUGUAGAGAUGAGAUUAAUGGACUCAAGGGACUGAAUGAUGAGUCUGCACGGAUUGGAAUUGUGCAUUUGCAUGUCAUUUCAAUGUGGGCGUCUUCUCCCUGGUUAGAAUUCAGAUGUGUCUUUGUUUCAUUUUCUGCAAGAUAUUCUCUAUUAUGUUUCAUAGACAUUUACUUAAGAUCAUAAAAUUUGUAAAGUUGUCCUGUUUUAAGUUUCACAUGUAAGGGAGAAGUAAAUAUAAGUUGCCUGUUUUUAAGGAGAUCAAAUCUGGAAUCAAAAAAUAAAUGGUGUGGUUUACCAUGUGUUUAUUGUUAAAUGAUAAAAAUGUUUGGUGGUUA
This is a messenger RNA of Solanum dulcamara, 1403 nucleotides long. RefSeq lists its product as uncharacterized. NCBI's taxonomy places the organism in Eukaryota, Viridiplantae, Streptophyta, Magnoliopsida, Solanales, Solanaceae. The transcript is spliced from 10 exons. The record is from RefSeq and is a predicted model, not a curated record. Gene Ontology annotation, molecular function: nucleotidase activity. Gene Ontology annotation, cellular component: cytosol. The coding region runs from base 62 to 991 and encodes 309 amino acids.